AUGGCUUCCAGGCCUUCUACACCCCGGAGCUCACGCUCUGGCCGUGUGGCAGGUCGUGGUAGAGCAAGGGCCCCGCACGAUCAAGAAGAGCCCCCUCUGAAGAAGAGAAAGUACGUCCCCGGCGGCCCUGGCGGCGGCGGCAGGUUUGUCCUCGACGAUGGGAACACGGAGUCGCCAGCUGGCCCCUCGGCCAUAUCAACCCCACCGAGGCCCCGGAGCGCCGCCCGUAGGACCUCGAACCGUAAUACCACCGUCCUUCCCCGAGAGAGAAGCACCCGCCUUGGCGCCGCUGCCAACCGUUCCGUACGGGUCGAUGUCGAGUUCAGUUCUGCUGCCGCUGUAGCAGCAGCUGUAGCCCAGAGCGAAGGCUACAAGCCGCGAGAGGAGCGCGGCUGGGAGGAAUUUCAUCCAAAUCUUGAUAUUGAGGGAACCUUCAUCAUGUUCCACUCUGAGGACGUAGACGGCACAAGGAAGUCUACACCACCUCCUGCGCCCACUCGCGCUUCCGUCAACGGCGUCAGCACACCGUCAAAGGAUGCCGAAGCUACGGGUUCUGGCGUCGCAGGUGAUUCGGCUGCCCAGCCAGAGGGUACAGCCGCGUCUUCUCAAAACCAGGUCCUCGAGACACCCUCGCGGCGGCGACCUCGCCCGACCAGAGAUGCCGUAUCUUUCUACGCCACGCGUUCCGACUUUGCGCUGACACCGAAGACACCAAAGGUGCUAUCCACGCUGAAUCAGACCCCAAAGGAGCGCCUCGACCUGAAGAACCCGUCGUACCGCAAGACAGAUCGUAUACUACUCUUCGAGAGCAAGACUUUCGGCCAGGCGAAAUAUGUCGAAAAGGCCAUGAUGAACGUGGGUUACCAGGAAAGCGACAAUUUCAUCAGGCCCGAACGCGGCCUUCUGAAGGCCAGUGACGCCCAUAUCGACGAGGAUGUGGAUCAGCUACUCGGCCAGAAGCCCGACGGCGAAGUUGUUGUCUCACACAGUGGUUCCAACCUCGGCCGUGUCGAAUACGACAUGGACGAGCAGGACGACAUGUGGUUGGAGACCCUCAACAGCCAGCGAAAGGCUCAUGGGCUUGAACUCGUCACCCGUGAGGUCUUUGAAAUCACAAUCACCAAGAUCGAGAAAGAAUGGCAUGCCUUGGAGAAGAAGAUACCGAAGCCAAAUCCAAAGCCACCCCAGACUCACAGGCCACGGUCUAGCUCUGCUGCAGCCGUGAACGGCGAGACACAGGCUGGCGAGGAGCAAGACAGCAAGUGCGCCAUCUGCGAUGACGGUGACUGUGAAAACACUAAUGCGAUAGUAUUUUGCGACGGAUGCGACCUUGCGGUGCACCAAGAUUGUUAUGGCGUGCCAUUCAUUCCGGAGGGGCAAUGGAUGUGUCGGAAAUGCCAACUCGCGGGUCGUGGCAUCCCGACUUGCAUUUUCUGCCCCAACACCGAUGGCGCAUUCAAGCAAACCAACUUUUCUAAAUGGGCGCACCUUCUUUGUGCCAUAUGGAUCCCUGAAGUCAAUCUGGGAAACAAUGUUUUCCUGGAACCAGUUAUGGACGUUGACAAGGUCCCCAAGAACCGGUGGAAGCUUCAAUGCUACAUCUGCAACCAGAAGAUGGGCGCUUGCAUACAAUGCAGCAACAAAGCCUGUUACCAGGCCUUCCACGUCACAUGCGCAAGACGGGCGCAUUUGUACUUGAAGAUGAAGACUCCACAGGGCGCUCUCGCGCUGGAUGGGGUCUUGAAGGCAUUUUGUGAUAAGCACUGCCCACCAGAUUAUGACAAGGAGCAUGCCGUGGCCGCAGCUACCAAGGAUGCAAAGAAGUUCUACAAACGCACAAUGAAGGGGCGUAUCUGGGCGGACAGCCAAGCCGUGGCUCAGGAACUCGCUGCCAUUCACCGCAACGCCAUCACAGAACAUCCUCCCCAGGAGUCGCAAAUGCUUGGCGACAAGCUCUCGGGAGCAGGCGACAAGAAAAAGGGCCAGUCAGGCAAGAUAUGGAAGUUGCCGUCUGGGGCGCCGGUCAUUCCACAGGCGGUCUUCGACCUUGUUGACAGCGGGCUGGCUCGAUUUGCUCUUCGCAAGAGAAAGGAGUAUGUUGCCGAAGCCUGCCGUUAUUGGACAUUGAAGAGGGAAUCCCGUCGUGGUGCUGCGCUCCUCAAGCGUCUGCAGCUGCAGAUGGAGUCCUUCUCAUCCAUGGAGCUCACCAGGCGUGACUUCGCAGCAAUGGGCCCAUCGGGCAAGAAUAGGCUCGCCAGACGUAUUGAUUUUGCGGAGACUUUGCUGAGGGACCUUGAGCAGCUGAAGUCUCUUGCGGAUGAUGUUGUCGCUCGGGAAGCAUUCAAGCUGGAGGCCGCAGAGAUGGAGCAAGAUUUCGUCGACACGUGUUACUUUCCGAUCUUCAAAUUGCUCCUGCCUGUCAUCGGCAAGGCUGAAGCGCUCGAUAAGAAUGUCUUCAAAGACGGCUUGUUACAAUUAGAGGCGAAGUUCGAGAAGCGUUUCUACACCACGACCCUGGCAUUUGCCCACGAUCUCUGUGAGGUCAUUCAUGUUGGCAUUAAUGCCGAGACCAGGCCCUUGGCAUCAGACCAACCCAGAUUCGAACCGAUUGAUGUCUCACCUACCAAGAACAACCCAUACUCGGAGGCGAGAGACCGCAAGAGACUCGGCAAGCGAAUUCUCAAGUCAGUCCAGCCACAACUGGAGACUGCCCUCAAGGCGGAAGCCGAUAUCACCUCGAAACCCUUUGACAGCCUCCAGAAAGAGCUGGAGGGCAUGAUCGACGCGUCCUUGGAAAUUCGAAAACCCUUUGGGUCGCAGCCUCAACCUGAGGCACCCGUGCAAUCUAGCCAAGAUGUCAUCAUGGUUGACGCCGCUGAAGAAGGCCACAUUACAGUCGCGGCAACUGCGCAAGACCACGCUGGCGACGCUGCGGAGAGUGCUGACCAGAUGGACAUCGACGAGCAAAGCAUAGAAGUCAAGGAAGGGAAAUCUGCCCGGGUCAACGGUGGCAUAGACCAAGAGACUACCGCCGUUGGCGAGGAUGAUGCAGAUGCCAACGACAAGGAUCUACCGAGCCUUGUGAAAUCGGCGCCCACCCCGCCCGAUACCAAUGGCUACGUCCCUGUCUCCCAGCAUUCGCAGCAACCCACACCUCUCACACCUCCACAGUCCAACGGAAGCCUUGGGCGAGGAGCAGACAACACCCUCACAGAAGGUGGUGUGCCAUGGUAUCUCAAGAACUUCGAACCCGACGGCACAACAGCCAUCGAGGAGCAGUGGGCUGGCAGGGACGCCGUGCGCAGUCUUAGCGAGGAGCUGACUGACAUGGACGAGGAGGAGCUCAACGAUCUCGAGUUCAACGUGGAGGAUAGCACCAUCACCGCGUCGCCCGUUGACGCGCCGCUGGCUGUCCCGUCCGGGUCGUCGUCGGUCAGGAAGCUUCGCUACGGCGGCAGCACUGGGAUCGGGAACCCGAGGAAGCGAUUGCGGUCCUCGGGCAGAAGACGUUGA
Messenger RNA from Diaporthe citri, 3513 nucleotides. RefSeq lists its product as uncharacterized. The record is from RefSeq and is a predicted model, not a curated record. Lineage: Eukaryota; Fungi; Ascomycota; Sordariomycetes; Diaporthales; Diaporthaceae. The transcript has 3 exons. Bases 1 to 3513 code for a protein of 1170 amino acids. Gene Ontology annotation, biological process: regulation of transcription by RNA polymerase II.